AUGCGAGAAUCUCAGAUAUUCCCUAACUAUAACUUUAGGUCCUAUGCAUUAAGGAGAGUAAGAGAUGCUUUUAAAGAAAACAAAUCAUUAACAGAUCCAAAACUGAUAAGAAAGGAAUAUCAGUUUGCAAAAGAAAACUUAGCAAUCAUAACUAGGCAGGUAUCAAUUGGUCAAAUGUACAAAACAGAAAAGCUUGUAAUUGAAAAUCAACAG
Molecule: messenger RNA, 213 nt
Organism: Iphiclides podalirius (scarce swallowtail)
Lineage: Eukaryota; Metazoa; Arthropoda; Insecta; Lepidoptera; Papilionidae
Source: the annotation of a GenBank genome assembly